Molecule: messenger RNA, 1041 nt
Organism: Ciona intestinalis (vase tunicate)
Lineage: Eukaryota; Metazoa; Chordata; Ascidiacea; Phlebobranchia; Cionidae
Source: RefSeq, a predicted model, not a curated record
AAUAACAAAUACGAUUUUAGGGAUAUAGCUAAUUAGGUAAGAGGAUUUAGCUGUGUUAAAAUGAAGGUCAUAUAUGCCGGUUACAGUAAAACAGGCACCAAAACUAUGUCGGCUGCGUUCAUGGAGCUUGGUUACAAGACGUAUGAUUUCUUCGAAAACUCAUGGUAUCUUGGGAAAGAAUGGAAGCAAAUUGUUAACCACGGCGGAACAGUUGAAGAUUUUAGAAAAAUGUACGAAGGCGUGGACGCUGUGGUGGACUCACCAUGUUACCUGUUUUGGGAAGAAUUACUGGAAGCCUACCCGGACACAAAGAUCAUAUUUUCUGUCCGUGAUGAAGACACGUGGGUACGCAGCAUGCAAAAGCAGUUGCAUUCUUUAGAAACUGACCCUUUGUACAUUUUGAUGCAAGUGUUUUCUUAUUCUGGCUGGAAGCAUUUCGGUUUUAUGUGUGUUGCUGUCCACUCAGUUCUUGGAUCUGCACAGAGAUGGCCUUGGUCUAAAUUCAAGUACAACGAAACGGUGUGGAGGCGAAUGUACAAGUAUCAUAACAAUUAUCUGUUACAGAACGCUCCUAAAGAUAAGUUAUUGGUGUUCAAUUUUAAAGACGGUUGGGAACCAAUUUGUAAAUUUCUUGGAAAGGAAAUUCCAGACAAACCUUUUCCGCAUGCGAAUAUUGGAGCUUCUAUUGUCCGGGAUUUAAUGGAGACGCAUCCUAUCAUGAUCAGGAUGAUGCGAGAAACGAUGUUGACGGUCGGAGUUCUUACUCUCAUUGGAGCAUAUGGUGGAUACAAGGUUUACCGAAACCCAACAAUUAUAAACGGUUGGAUAAGCGCUGCGGUAUCAAGGUUCAAAUUUUGGUGAUUCUCUGUGACGUCACAUACCAGCAUGUUCUGCAAACUCUAACUUUCCAUCCAUAGCAAAUAAAAUUGUUAGGCAAGAGUAGACUAACAUCACCACUUCGUGACGCCAUAUCAUCAUUGUUUAUAUAAAAUAGCUUAUGUAUAUACGUAAUAAAUAAAGCCCAGUGCGAUUUAUGCCAUA